ACGCCUCUCUCCUUUUCUCUUUACGCCUCUCUCGUCCACCAUGUCUGAAGCCUCUAGCAAAUACGUCCUCCAGACCGCUGGCUUCGACGCCCGGUUCCCCAACGCCAACCAGACGAGGCACUGCUUCCAGAACUAUACUGAUUACUUCAAGUGCAUCGCCGCCAAGGGCGAGGACUUUGCUCCAUGCAAGCAGUUCAAGCGUGCAUACCACUCUCUCUGCCCCAAUGAAUGGAUCACCAAGUGGGACGACCAGCGGGAGAAUGGUACUUUCCCCGCCUCCUUGGAGCCUUGAAAUAUGUUGUCUACAAAUUCUGUAACAUCCGGACUACCCAAUCAAGUGCACUGCAUUAGACAUUGCCU
Somion occarium is the source of this 360-nucleotide messenger RNA. NCBI's taxonomy places the organism in Eukaryota, Fungi, Basidiomycota, Agaricomycetes, Polyporales, Cerrenaceae. The record is from the annotation of a GenBank genome assembly.